AUGGCUGAUUAUGAUGAUGUCCCCGCUUCUCUUGAGGAAAUGAGUGUUCCUCUCGCAGAAGACUAUAAUGCUACUCAUGAAGCCGAACAACAAGAAAACAAAGUUUUGCCAAGUGCAUUUUUAAACGCUAACGAAGUUGUUCCAGAUACUAUCUUGUAUAAAGUCCCAUCAGCUAGACCUAGUAUCAAGGAUAUCAGACGCGCGUCAAUCAUGGAAGAAAAUCCUGGCAGUCAGCAAACAUUUGAAGUUACCAAGCCAGAACCAAAGAAGAAAUUCAAAUUUAAAUCAAUAUCUUUCGGCAUUAUGCUCGGUGUUUAUAUUCCGACAGUCUUAAACCUUAUUUGCAUCAAUUAUAACGUUGAUAUCGCCAAAACCAUCGAAAGAUUCGGUCUUGGAUAUGGACUCUUAUUGUUUGCUGUUUAUACUUUGAUUGCCUAUGGUACUCUUUCAAGCAUUUCCGCACUUGCAACAAAUGGUGAGAUGCAGAAAGGCGGUUGCUACUAUUUGAUCUCAAGAUCGCUUGGACCGACAUAUUCUGGUGCAAUUGGUAUCAUUCUGAUCAUUGGUCACGCUGCAUCAAUAAGUUCAAACUUUUAUAACCUCGGAAACAUCAUUUCUACCCUCUACUCACCAUAUACGAUGACAAAGUCUAGAUAUGGAGACUCUAUCUUGAUACAAUUCUUAUCAUGUACUGUUGUUUUGAUGUUACAAUUUCUAGGUGUAAAAUUCUUAGUUAUUCUUCUCGCUUUGCUCGGUGGUGUCUUAACUGUUGGCGUUGGCUUCCUUUACGCAGGCUUUAUUACUAACAAACCAGCACCAAAUUCAUUUUACCAAGGUUUCAGCGCGAAACUCUUUAAACAGAACUGGAAACCAGCAGGAACUUCUUUCGAUCUUUCAUUGUUCUACUUAUUCUCUUCUUGCAACGGAAUUAUUACAAUUGCAGAUUAUUCCGGCAGUUUAAGCCCCACAAAACAAGCUAUUCCUAUUGGCGGAUACUCAGCGCUAAUUACUUCCUCAGUAUUCUUCUUACUUAUGCUAUUUUUAAUUUCUGAUCUGGCAAUUUCGAACAUUUACCUGAUUCACCAGCCGCUUUCAUGA
Molecule: messenger RNA, 1098 nt
Organism: Trichomonas vaginalis G3
Lineage: Eukaryota; Parabasalia; Trichomonadida; Trichomonadidae
Product: cation:chloride symporter protein
Exons: 1
Coding region: 1-1098 (365 amino acids)
Biological process (GO): monoatomic ion transport; transmembrane transport
Cellular component (GO): membrane
Molecular function (GO): chloride:monoatomic cation symporter activity
Source: RefSeq, a predicted model, not a curated record